Medioppia subpectinata is the source of this 1777-nucleotide messenger RNA. NCBI's taxonomy places the organism in Eukaryota, Metazoa, Arthropoda, Arachnida, Sarcoptiformes, Oppiidae. The record is from the annotation of a GenBank genome assembly.
GAAUUCUUGCCUAUUUUGGGCCAAAAUCUGAAACCGGAGUACAUUUCUGUGUGCAAUAACGCCACGUGGGCUAUAGGAGAGGUUGCCGUCAAACUGAACGCCGAUAUGAAGCCCUACGUAGCGAUGGUAUUGUCCCAAUUGAUCACAAUCAUCAAUCAGCCGGGAACUCCCAAAACACUACUUGAAAAUACAGCCAUAACAAUCGGUCGUUUGGGUUUGGUUUGUCCCGAAGAAGUGGCCCCAAUGUUACAGCAAUUUAUACGCCCAUGGUGUUCGUCUUUACGUAAUAUUCGUGAUAACGAGGAGAAGGACUCAGCGUUUAGAGGCAUUUGCGGAAUGAUUGGUGUGAAUCCGGGCGGAGUUGUCAAUGAGUUCAUCUUCUUUUGCGAUGCGAUCGCGUCGUGGAAUAGUCCCAAACCAGACCUCAAACAAAUGUUUCACGAGAUUCUUCACGGCUUCAAGAAUCAAGUGGGAGAAGAGAAUUGGCGCCGAUUUUCGGAACAAUUUCCUGUUGUUUUGAAAGAAAGACUUGCCGUUAAUUAUGGCGUUUAAUAGCAAUUAUAACAGCAAACCAUAGGCUCAUCGCUUGCCUGAGCGCUGAGCGAACAACUAAACACUUGUUUUGUUAUGAAUUGGUUUCAAACUAAUGGCAGCAUUCAAUGGAAACACUUAUUUAAUACAUAGCGAUAUAAUGAAUAUUAGUCUCUAUUUGGAUAUAUUUGUUAAAUUAAUUUUAUGAUCACAUGUAUUGACAAUUAAUUAUACGCUUCUAUACUGUAAAUGACUACUAGUCUAGAAUUGAAUUAAUGAAUUGUCCCAACAAUUAGGUGUAAAACAACAUUUGAUUGAAUGCAUGGAAGCAUUUGCAUGAUUUUGCAUGACUUUAUAACAACUUAAACAUUUAAUUUAAGGCUUAAAUAAACACGUUGUUCGACCAUUUCAUCACUCAUUACUUCAAAGUAUAACUAAAUUCAAGUCAUUUCUUGUGAAAUAUAUUUAUUUGUAACAGUAAUGAGAGCUGGAAUUGGCUGCAAACAAAUGUUAGGCAUAAGUCUGUGUUCGCGCCCCGUAUUUAUGGCAUAACAAUGUCUGUCAAUGAAUAUUAUUGUUAACAAAUUCACACUGUUUUAAGUGCCUUUCACUCCAGCAUUGAUCUCUCCUAAUAAGUACUUUCAUUUGUUUUAUUUAAAUGUAAAAAACAAUUAUCGCUUCGAAUGCAUAAUAACAGUGAUUGUGAGACUUUUCCCCAUUCUAUAGUAUAGGCGCUCAAUAGGAAUAUAAUUGUUUUUAAUUUAUUUUCUGUGACUGACUGACUGUGAAAACAUUGUUUUUUAUUAACGAUAUUUUUGCUCAUUUUUGUAAUUGUAAUUAAUUUGCGAUUGUUUUUUGUUGUUUUGUCUGAUAUUCAGCAGUAUUUCUAAACUCUUUUCACUCCUCCUCCCAUUCGACUCGGACUCAGGAUUUUGCGUCUCAAAAGCAAACAUAUAAUUCAUUUUUUAAUUAACUCAAAGUUUGUUGUGAUUUGAGUAACGUUUUUAGCGGUAAAUAUAUUUUGACACUUUAUUUUCACUAAUAAUAACGAAGCGUUACAUUUGAAGGGAAAAUUAUAAAACAUGAGUCCAUCUUAUUGUGCCAUUAAAUGUGAUCUAAUUCUGUGAGUCUUUUAGUUUGUAAACCGUUAAGUGGGGCCACAAUUGUAUAUAUGACUGAUUGACUGUUUAAAUAAAUUAUUAUAAACACAAAACUAAUUCAACAUUCAUUUAUCAUCGAAACCCUC